AUGACAAUGGAAGAGUUUUUCACCUCUCCACCCGGUCAUCCAGAUGACAACAUUGAUGUAAUCGAAUUUAUCAAAACGUUGAAGAAAAUCGAUCGAAACGGUGACGGGAAAAGUCCGUUCGGAUCAACGGGAAAUCUCUCUUCAACCCACUCGACAAGACCAAAUUCAACCGAGAAAAUGCUUCAAACGACGGCUACGACAACAGCCGCGAAAACGACUCCACCCGGGAAACUACCCGGGAAAAAGGGAAUUGAAAAGAGAGUCAGCGCCAGCGAUCUCUUGCAAGCGGCUCGGAAGAAAUUCGCUCUCACCAAGCACAAAGAUCCCAACUUUCACUCACUCGAGCUCCCUGAGGAGGAUGGGCAUCAUGCCGAAGAGCCGACCGACCUGCUCCGGAUGCCGCAAAUCAAUUCGCUGAAAGUUUCCGAGCGAAAGAGCGGCUCUGAGCCAGCGAAUCUCUCCUCGAAUACG
Mesorhabditis belari is the source of this 471-nucleotide messenger RNA. Lineage: Eukaryota; Metazoa; Nematoda; Chromadorea; Rhabditida; Rhabditidae. The record is from the annotation of a GenBank genome assembly.